AUGAUCGCUCUGAACUUCUGCCACAAGGAGCCUCCGCAUUUGGGUGCAUUUUCAACGGCAGCUGGAAUGCCAUGGGUUGGGAACAACAUUUUUUUUGUUCCUGACAAGCAGAAGGCAGAGCACGGAGAACCAGUCCCGGUGGCUGGGAGGUACAGCAGCAAACUGGCUCAGGGUGGCCGCCUUGGAGCAGACGGCGAAGGUGAUGGUCAUGAUGGCCAGCAGGAUGAGGUGGUCCGCCUCCUCCGCCACGGACAGCCGCUCCGCUCUCCUGCGGGGCCCCGGGCCGCCGCUGAAGGACGAGGGUCCGCAGCGGCUCCUUCUGCCCCGGCGGUGCAUGCGGACGAGGUUGAGGAUGACGCUGAAGUUGCAGGCGAGCACCGCCACGAUGAGCAGCAGCAGGACGGUGGCGUAGAGCUGCAGAUGCUGGCUUUCUGCCUCCAUGCUCACUCCUAUGAAGUUGCCAGUUGCUUCAACUGGAGUCUGGAUUCAACCCGAGGAACAGGACCACUAAGAGCGGUACCUGUCAAGCGGUCAGCAGCCAGAGGGGAAGCUGGUGCGCCUCACAGAUCGGCAGAGGCGCUCGACUUAGAAGAAGCCGAAGGAGAAGAAAUGGCAGGAGCUGGAGGAGCCGCAAGCCUGAGCGCUGCCGCAUGCACCAAGUAUGAUUCUACGGAUGGCGGUUACCUUUCAAAGUCACCUGUUGAUCCUAGGUUUGGGCGGCUCUGGAGAAGCCAUGUGUUUUCUGCAGGUGCCUCCUGGGCUCCCAAGGACAGAGGCUGUGUUUAUUACCGGCAGAUUCUACAGGGCACUGCAACUCUUGGCGGUUCCUUACGCCCCCCAGCGGACAGCUGAGCAACUCGUUGGCCAGAACUGAGUCAUUCUUUCACUCAGUACCUAA
Messenger RNA from Chinchilla lanigera (long-tailed chinchilla), 898 nucleotides. RefSeq lists its product as uncharacterized. The transcript is spliced from 7 exons. The record is from RefSeq and is a predicted model, not a curated record. Lineage: Eukaryota; Metazoa; Chordata; Mammalia; Rodentia; Chinchillidae. Bases 1 to 852 code for a protein of 283 amino acids.